Alternaria rosae is the source of this 621-nucleotide messenger RNA. RefSeq lists its product as uncharacterized. The transcript has a single exon. NCBI's taxonomy places the organism in Eukaryota, Fungi, Ascomycota, Dothideomycetes, Pleosporales, Pleosporaceae. The record is from RefSeq and is a predicted model, not a curated record. The coding region runs from base 1 to 621 and encodes 206 amino acids.
AUGACGACACUCAUCCGGACUCCUUCACCCAAGGUGCGCAUACGAUCGUUGUCCUUCGACUCGCCUUCUUCGCGUAUCAGUGACACGCCCAUUGACGAUGGGCCCCUGUCAAAGUCGACGGGCUCGCUCAUUACACUCUCAAGCUACGAUGCCAUCAAAGCCGCCGCACAGGAAGCGAUACGCUCCGUCAGAAUGCUACUACCUCUGAACACCAAAAUGAGCGAUGAUUCCAUCUUCUCCGAAGCAUCCAGCCCCGCCUCUUCAGCAGCAAGUUCUCCGAGCUCGGCUGGAGGCGGAAUAGAACUGUCCACCCCACCACUGUCAUCGUCGCGACGUCAACGCCCACGUCCUCACCCUUUACAAUUCACACAACAGACGAGCUAUGAGAGUAAAGUCGCUGCGGUACCGACCUCACCGUUUCUUUACCAAGAUACAAGUUACGCAAUGUACUCGCCAUGGCUGGUUCGCGUAGUACUAGACAUGUACGACGUCAGGGGACUGGACUGGAUGGCGAUUGCGGAUCCAAUCGAGCGGGUAUGGGGCGUACAGACUAGUAGCGCUGAUGUGCUCGGGAUUUUGAGUGACAACGGGCGUGUGCUCAAUCGGCGCUGGUGGGAUUGA